AGCAUGGCUUGGUAGUGUCCUCUUCUUUAGGAAAGAGCUUCUCUUCAUUGCAUACAUCAUGACAGUCUUUAUUGCUGCUCAAGGAAUUAUUAUAUUUAUACUUUAUGUUCUGUUGUCCAAACAAGUAAGGGCUGCAUACUCUAAAUGGUGGAAGGACAAAAAAGCCAACUCCCAGGUCCUCAACAUUUUUACAUCAAAAGCAUCAUUUCCUUUACACUCUCCUAAUCAGACUAAAGACUUUAAAACUCACUCAAAUAGUAAUCAUUAUGAGUCAUCUUUUAAUGAGAAAUCUGAUGCUAUUCUCAAAUCUGUUGCUUCAAUCAAUGAAAUUCCAUCUCCAAUUGCUACACAAGAGUUUAGUCUUGUUUUUGGAAAUAAGGAAUUUCAGGAGAAUGACUCUGAGCAUUGAAAUUAUUAUUAUAUUGUCAUUGCAUUUCUGUCAUCAUUUUAAAAAUAA
Amphimedon queenslandica is the source of this 457-nucleotide messenger RNA. RefSeq lists its product as uncharacterized. NCBI's taxonomy places the organism in Eukaryota, Metazoa, Porifera, Demospongiae, Haplosclerida, Niphatidae. The transcript is spliced from 4 exons. The record is from RefSeq and is a predicted model, not a curated record. The coding region runs from base 59 to 409 and encodes 116 amino acids.